Messenger RNA from Arabis nemorensis, 552 nucleotides. The record is from the annotation of a GenBank genome assembly. NCBI's taxonomy places the organism in Eukaryota, Viridiplantae, Streptophyta, Magnoliopsida, Brassicales, Brassicaceae.
AUGGGUUGGAUCGGAGAAACAGUAGAUUCCAUCAAAUCUAUCAAGAUCCGUCAGGUUCUCACUCAAGCCGUCACGCUCGGUAUGAUCGUUACGUCUGCAUUGAUAAUAUGGAAAGCGUUGAUGUGUGUGACUGGAACUGAAUCACCAGUGGUGGUUGUUCUCUCUGGAAGCAUGGAACCUGGCUUUAAGAGAGGGGAUAUAUUGUUCUUGCACAUGACCGAGGAGCCUAUUCGAGCAGGCGAGAUUGUUGUUUUCAAUGUUGAUGGUCGUGAUAUUCCCAUCGUCCAUCGAGCCAUCAAAGUUCAUGAGAGGGGAAAUACUGGAGAAGUUGAUGUUCUAACAAAAGGUGACAACAACGAUGUGGAUGACAUCGGUCUCUAUGCUGAUGGACAGAUUUGGCUUCAUCGGCAACAUAUUAUGGGCAGAGCUGUUGGAAAAGCCUAUCAUCAAGUAUAUACUUAUCGGUGCAUUGGGUUUGCUCGUUAUAACAUCCAAAGACUGAGACAACAAACAGAAAAAAAGCCGGUCGUUGGGUGUGGAAGUGGUUCCUGA